AAAUAGUAUUUAACAAAAGUGCGGAUUAACAAACGUGAUUUACUCAUUGUCGGGUGUUUCUAUAGAUUGAACUGAUCAUUUUACAAUCAACUUGGAUUCCCAAAAAGUGACAUUUCAUAAAGUUACACAUAUUUCGGACAGAUAAUUUUUCCUUCGUCUCUGCAUGUGCAAUAUAAGCAUGUUAAGGUACGUAGUAUAUGUGUUGAUGAUGUACUAUCUGGUGACAUCUACCGAUGGGUAUAGUAUAGGAGCACCAAUGGGAGCCUGUGAUACCAUGACCCCAUCGCAUGGUGCUGUUGCUCAAACAUCCCCAUCUUCAUACACCAUAACACCUUCUUCAAGCACAUUUGACUGCGGAGAAAGCAUCAGUAUUACUCUUAGCGGAGGUACAUUUAAGGGAUUCCUUUGCCAAGCUCGACUUGAUGUUAACGGUUCCUCUACUGUUGGUACAUUGGAAGAAUCAGAUGGAUCGUCCUCAACAACUAAUAAAUGUGCAGGGAAGGCCUCAAUUACGCAAAACAGUGGCACUGAUAAGACUACUCUUCAGUUCACUUGGACACACAGCGGAGAAUCAACAGAGGACAUUUAUAUUGUAUGCACAGUUGUUCAGACUCAAAUAGUUUUCUGGGAGAAUGUGGCUUCAACGGCUUUGACUUACUCCGGGUCAUUAACAAAGUGUAACAGUUCAGGCUCCGGUGGAAUAAUUUCAUCUGUAGUUCUGAUGUGUAUUUGUAUUGCAUUUGGUGCCUUUAAAACAUUUAUAUGAAGAAAUAAACAGACUCGGCACUCAUCAAGACAAUAUUUCCUAUAUUUCUAUUUUACAGUUAAAAGAAGAUACUACGUGUAUGUUAUGCUCUCUGAAUAAGAUGGUUUAAUUUCGUCCAGUUUAAUUGAUACAAAUUAUAAUAUACUAUAUUACGAUACUAUUUCAUUUUAAUUCUUAAAGGCAUUGGUGUACUAACCUGAUUUAUAGUGUGCUAGGAUUGCCUUUGUAGUAAGUAAUACACGUUUGUUUUCAUGUUUUGUGGUAUAAUCCUGAAUUAAAGAAAAAAGCUUGUAAGAUUGUUAAGAAAAAAAAAUCAUGAUAUAUAUUUUCCGGCUUUUUUAUCCACACUUUGAGAACUUAGGAUACAAGAAAUAAAAAAGCUACACUCCUAGAAUAAAUAUUCAAAUAAUAUGGUUUUUAUUCUUACCUGGAAAACAUGACAAGUGUUACUGACAAGUAAUUACAAUGUAAACAAAUAUGUAUAGUUUAGUAACAUAAACAUUUUUAAAAUACACACUAUAAUUAUGUAAUGUUGACUUAUUCAUCCGGUUUCCGUUCAACCUCUGUCACCUUGCGGAUGUAGCCGUCCCAUCUCAUGCGGAUGUUAUUGUACCACAUGGUGUACGUGUUUGAUUUAUUUAUUAGUUGUUAGAAAUUUCAAUCGUCAAUUUUUAAAUAGUAUUCCUCUCUUUCUUGUACAAUUUCAUGUUUAUUAUGUAAAAUAAUAUAUCCCAACACGGACUUUAAUUCAUGAUAAUAUGACUACAAUUAUGUAGUCUUUUGUUCAUAAUGAUAAACAUAAAAAUUUAAAACUA
Messenger RNA from Ruditapes philippinarum (Manila clam), 1581 nucleotides. RefSeq names its product putative defense protein 3. NCBI's taxonomy places the organism in Eukaryota, Metazoa, Mollusca, Bivalvia, Venerida, Veneridae. The transcript is spliced from 5 exons. The record is from RefSeq and is a predicted model, not a curated record. Bases 164 to 766 code for a protein of 200 amino acids. Gene Ontology annotation, molecular function: oxidoreductase activity, acting on metal ions.